AUGCUGGCCCAAGUGGCUCUCGCGUACAUAGCCCUUGUAUGGUAUGCUGUCAUAGUAUCUGUGGCGUUCCUAGGUUUUCUAUGCAUCCUAGUACUGUUUUACAAACCUCCUUUGCCUACGGGGGACUUGUCGAAGCUAGAACCCGUUACAAUCAUCAGGCCAAUCAAGGGCAUAGACCCAGAGCUAGUUUCAUGUUUGGAGCUGUCGUUUCUUCAGGAUUAUCCAAGGGACAAGCUCCAAAUUUUGUUUUGUGUGUACGACGCGGAUGAUCCCGCCAUCCCCACAUUGAAGAUGCUUGUUGCCAAGUAUCCCAAUACCGAUGCGCAAAUCUUGAUCUCAGAACCUCAUACUGACCAUUUUGGUCCAAAUCCGAAGGUGAAUAAUUUGGCAAAAGGUUUUCUAGCGGCGAAAUACGAUAUUCUAUGGGUUAUGGAUCUGAAUGUGUGGGCCUCUCCAUAUAUUCUUACGAACUCUGUGAUGGCAAUGCUAGAAAACACAAACUGUGGUACGCCGGUCGAAAAAAACGAUCGCAAGGUCAAGUUGGUUCACCACGUUCCGUCUGCUCUUUCCUUAGACAGUGCUAACUCAGGUUUUGGGAGUUUGUUAGACGAAAUGUUCCUUUUCACAUCUCACCUGAAGUUUUACGUCAGUUUAAACAAUCUUUCUAUCGCUCCAUGUGUUAAUGGAAAAUCCAACUUAUAUCGCAAGUCGGAUCUCGAUUUUGCCGUGUCUCGCAUUCCUUACGCAAAAUCUCAAUUCUUUUCUGAAGCUUCAGUGAAACAAGACGCAUUGCGCAUCUCUAAUAAAGGGCCAGGCCAUCUGAUUGAGUUCUUUGCAAAGUAUAUCGGUGAAGAUAAUAUGAUUGCAAUUGCUCUCUGGGAAAAUUGCAAUGGCAGAACAGCUCUAACAGGUGAUAUUGUCAUUCAGCCGUUGCUUUCUCACAAUAAGUCCAAUUCCAUCAAAGAAUAUUUCAAUAGAAGAGUCAGAUGGCUAAGGGUUAGAAAAUAUAUGGUCAAAGCUGCUACUUUGGUGGAGCCAACCACAGAAUCUAUCAUAUGUGGCAUUAUCGGAACUUUUGCAUUGUCAACACUCUUGUGGAACCAAACUUUCAACGUUUGGUUCUUUAUUUUGCAUAUGGCCUGUUGGUUUGCCUGUGACUAUUACCAGUUCUAUGUUUUGGUCAACAAUAUCACUAAUUCACGGCAUCUGCCGGUGUGGCUUCGAAACGUAGCACCAAUGUCUAGAAGUUUGUGGCAAUGGAGCCAAAUUUGGCUCAUGAGAGAAGCAUUCGCAUUACCGAUAUGGAUUGAUGCGAUGCUUGGCCAGGAAAUCAACUGGAGAGGCAAACCCUUCAAAAUCAAAACCGAUCUUUCUGCCGAGGAACUUCAGUGA
Molecule: messenger RNA, 1392 nt
Organism: Clavispora lusitaniae ATCC 42720
Lineage: Eukaryota; Fungi; Ascomycota; Pichiomycetes; Serinales; Metschnikowiaceae
Gene: HSX11
Product: Hsx11p
Biological process (GO): glucosylceramide biosynthetic process
Cellular component (GO): membrane
Molecular function (GO): ceramide glucosyltransferase activity
Source: RefSeq, a predicted model, not a curated record